AUGCGGGUUUUGUCUCUGUUUGGAGCCGCUGCGGCGACGUGGUCGGCGGUUGCACAUGCUCAGGACUCGUCUGAUGUGAAGAGCAUCCCCCUCCGCACCCACUCCUUGGUCCAACCAUACCUCGACUCUGACCUCCAAAGCCGCUGGUGGGACUUUGGCGGCGACACCAUCAUCCGCGCCGACAAGCACAUCCGCCUUUCCUCCGACCGACCCUCGCAGUCCGGCUGGAUCUACUCGCGCGUACCCCUUACCGCCACAAACUGGGAGAUCGAGGUCGAAUUUGACAUCAACGGCCAAGGCAACCUGUUUGGCGAUGGCUUCGCCAUGUGGGUGACUACCGAUCGCGCUCAACAAGGUCCAGUGUUUGGCAACAAGGAUAACUUUGAGGGGUUGGGUGUUUUCUUCGAUACGUACAAGAACAAUCGCCCUGGAGUUGUGUUUCCCUAUGUCAUGGCUAUGUUGGGGGAUGGACAUACGCCGUAUGAUCAGGCUCAUGACGGCAAGGCGAAUGAACUUGCUGGCUGUUCGGCACGCGGUCUCCGCAACGCAAACAUCCCCACCAAAGCCCGCGUAACCUACUUUGCCGAAAAAUCAUUGAAGGUUGAGCUUCAGUACAAAAAAGAAGACGAAUGGACACCCUGCUUUGACGUCCCCAACAUCAAGCUCCCUGGUGUCACCUAUCUCGGUUUCUCAGCCGAGACUGGUGAACUCUCCGAUAACCACGACAUCAUCAAGGUGGAAACCAAGAAUUUGUACAGUCCCAGCGGCGCUGCUGGCACACCAAAGGACUACAGCAAGAAUGCAUACAAGCCGAAUCAGUAUAAGAAGGAAGGAAGCAGUGGAGGCUGGGGAUGGUUUUUCCUCAAGUUCAUCUUGUUUGGCUUGGUGGUUGUGGGUGCUUAUGUUGGUUUCACGGUGUUGCGCGCAAACAGAAGACGAGACAGAUUCUGA
This is a messenger RNA of Aureobasidium namibiae CBS 147.97, 951 nucleotides long. RefSeq lists its product as uncharacterized. Lineage: Eukaryota; Fungi; Ascomycota; Dothideomycetes; Dothideales; Saccotheciaceae. Bases 1 to 951 code for a protein of 316 amino acids. Gene Ontology annotation, biological process: endoplasmic reticulum organization; Golgi organization; endoplasmic reticulum to Golgi vesicle-mediated transport. The transcript is spliced from 3 exons. The record is from RefSeq and is a predicted model, not a curated record. Gene Ontology annotation, cellular component: COPII-coated ER to Golgi transport vesicle; endoplasmic reticulum-Golgi intermediate compartment; Golgi membrane. Gene Ontology annotation, molecular function: D-mannose binding.